AUGGCCAGAAUUGCCCCGGAUUACCGGGAUCUGGCUGCAGCCUCGUCGGCCACCGCUCCUGAGCCCGCAGUUCCUCGGGGGUUGAAGAGGAAACGUCCGAACACCAAGGUGGCCUGCCAGCACUGUCGCCUGCGGAAGUGGGCUUGCGAUGGUGACCGCCCUCAAUGCUCGUCGUGCCUCAAACAUGGUGUCACCUGUGUCUACUCGAGUAUUGACAAGUCGGAAUCGCAUAUCGGCAUCCUUAAAAGAGAAAAUGAUGCCCUGAGACAGCGAUCCGAGCAUCUAGAAGAGCUACUAGAUCUCCUGAAAAACUCGCCAAUGGAUCUGGCCCAGCUGACGUUGUUGAAGCUUAGAUACGCAGAUCCUGACUCGGUGGUUGGGCUGUUGCGCGGUGGCAGCCCCAGGAAUCGUCUUUCUGAACAGAAGACGGCCCAUGCAUAUCUCCCUGAGAUCCAAUCCCAUCUGGAGUUCGCAGAGAUGGUUCAACACCCGGUUGCAUAUCCGAUGCUGGGCAUGGGGACGGAUAAAUUUCCUGUUACGAGUAUGAUGCCAACAUUUCCCCAGGGUCAGAUUCCGCCGCCCCUGAAAAGGGAGCAGAGCAGCUCUGAUAGUCCUAAAAAUGUCCCGGAUCCUCUGUUUAGUGAUGCUUCACCAGCUGUGGGAGCGAUUACUCCCGAAGCAGCUACUAUCGAGCAACAAGACACUCAUCGUCCUAAUAAGAUUCAAAUCCAACUUGGUCCCCAGCCGCCGCCUAGGUAUCCCUUGGACCCCCGACUGGGUGGCUUGAACAUUGAAUUUUGGACGAAUGUUUCUAUAUCUAAUGAGUUUGCGGCCGGGGCGAUCUCCUUAUACCUAGAAACGGAUCAUCCCUUCUUAGGCCUGUUCGAUGCGGAUUUGUUCGUUGAUUCCCUUGUGAGUUGCAGCUUGAGGUUCUGUUCUUCCCUUUUAGUGAAUGCGUUGCUCUCCUAUACCUCUCAAGGAUACAGCUCCAAAGAUCCGUCAGCUCUGAGCAGGAGCUACGAAUUCCAAAGCGAAGCCGAGCACCUAUUGACAGCUGGAAACCUGUCCGAUUCCCUGUCCAACCUAGCUGCCUUGACCCUCCUAUGGAUAGGUCAUAUAUGCCAUGGCUCGGGUAAAGAUGGACUACCCAGUGUGAUUGCCGGGAUCGAAAUGGCCAAGAGAAUGAGGCUGUACGGGGUGUCAGAUACACUGACAACCCACGACUGGCUAUCCGAGCCCACGGAAGACCGGUCAGCGACCGCGCAUACCGCGUGGGGUUGUUUCAACAUGUCAAUGGUACAAACCCUCUACGCUACGUCCGUUGUUACAAAAUACCCGCCUACGGUCCCCAUUCCUGGGGCCUCCGAGGGACAAAUCUCUCCAGCCGACGAUGCAGGGGCGUCCAAGAUUAAGUUUUCAGGCCCUGGGGAUACAUUUCAAUCGUUCUGCAAAUUUUGGAAGACAGCGUCGACUAUAUUGUUGAAAUAUCGUCCUGCCCAGGGUGAACCCAAUGCCACUCUUGAGUUUACGUUGUCGGAAUAUCGCAAGAUUGUGGGUUUAACCGACCUGCUUCCCAAGAAAAUGUCAUACCUUAGCGGUGCUGAAAGCCACGUGUUUGUGUUCCAAGUCUGGUUCCACGGAUUGAUUCUGGAUAUUUUUCGUCCCCACAUCGCGGACAAGGAUCAGCACGGCUUCAGCUAUUUCUCCCGGAGUGCAGCUUUGCCGCAGGCCAUCUUCGCCGCGUCUAUCAGGCAACUAAAACAGAUUAUCCUCGUCUACGGUAACUACCCGGAAUCUUCCUACGAUAUCUGGUGGCAUAUUGCCUUGAUGUACGUCGCCAACGCGGUUGUCAAGGAAAGGGGAGACCCUGAGUGGCGCCCCUAUUUCCUGCUCUGCCUCUACCACUACAAUAUCCUCGCCCGCUGCUUCGGCAUGGUUCAAUGGAUUGUACCUGGACUCCUAACUAUCGCAGUUCAAUCUGGAGCCAUAAGCAGCUCAGAGGCCCAUUACAUGAAGGAAGAGUUUCGUACCAAUCAAAGAGUGAAAAGACCCCAGGGCAGUGGAGCGGGCUUUGUCUUGGAUAUGGAUCGUGCGAUCACAGAUUGGAACGCAGCACAAGCCGACAGCCUCGCUGCCGAGUUUGAGGACCUGAGUUUGUUUAAUGAGUUUACAGAUGGCAUUGUCUAA
Molecule: messenger RNA, 2187 nt
Organism: Cladophialophora immunda
Lineage: Eukaryota; Fungi; Ascomycota; Eurotiomycetes; Chaetothyriales; Herpotrichiellaceae
Exons: 5
Coding region: 1-2187 (728 amino acids)
Biological process (GO): regulation of DNA-templated transcription
Molecular function (GO): zinc ion binding; DNA-binding transcription factor activity, RNA polymerase II-specific
Source: RefSeq, a predicted model, not a curated record